AUGUUUAGGUCAGUUUGGUACUUCACAUCUGUGGAUGGCACCAUCAAGCGCAAACAUAAAGCCAAGUUGGAUGCAGAGUACAUCCUCAGAGAGUUUCUAAAGCGACCUCUUGCUUGCGGGAUUGUAGCCUACUAUGUGCAAACAUCUUUAGACGUGGACGAUGCCCAGCGAGGCUUGGUGGAGACUGGCUUGGCACCUACAACCAUCGAGUACCUCAAUGAAGAACAGCUGCGAGAGCUACUAUUCAACAGGCAGAUGAACAGAGGAGACGGCUUGUUGCAGAAAUUUCUCGAGCCUCCCGAUGCACGCAACAAUAUGAUCCGCGCUCAGUGGUCGCCAAAGGUGUGCCUCAUCGAGCGCCGGAUUAAUCGAUUGAAUUUGAAUGAUACCCACUAUGACAUGUAUGAGCGCGCAGUCACCUUCGAAGGUCCAGACUUUCACUCCGAGGUUACCCCAGUGAGGGGAGCUACGUUAGCUAACAAGGUCGAUCAAAUUGCUGAUGCAAUCAUUCAGCAUGUGGCUGGUGUCACAAACGACCGUGUGAAGAUCACACGCUUAGCCCUUAACUUCAAAGUGGACUACAGGGAUCGAUUGCAUUUUCUCUUUGCGUCUUCCGUGCGAUUGCAGGGCUCCAGCCGGCCCUUGGAGGUCAAUACCAGGCUGCAAGUCCCUGAAUAUAUCCACAGAGCGCAGAGCGUGUCCCGCACUGCACCAGCUGUGCUCCUGAGAAGUUUGGUUUGUCCAACAUGCCAAGAGAAGGUGCAUCCUGAGAUGGUGUUCGAAGUGGUCUAUCGGGUGAUAAUCGAGUUUGAGGAACAACGUCGCAACGCAGAGCGGCAAGCUGACAGUUUUCAGGAGCAGGAAGAAGAAGAGGUGCCUGAGGCCUUCUUGCGUUUGCAUCCCCGCCUCACUGUCGAGGAAUACGUCGAGCUGCGAAAGGAGCUGGUGUUCCAACAAAAGUUUGCUGGAGUUUGUGAAAACUGCUACCUGCGCUUCUCCACGGCAAGGCUAGGUGCUGUCCAGCGAUUGUUAGCACCAGAACUGAAAGGAGGAGAUGCAGCAGCGGAGAAACAGGAGCUGGGCUUCCUUGGGACAGAGAACGCUGAAGCGGUUCAAUUGGUCGGCACAGGCCAGCUGGAUCCUCAACGUUUGGCCCUACGUCGGGAGGCCACGCGACAGAGAAUCCUUCAACGUCAGGGGAUGGAGGAUUCAUGGUGGGAAGCUGCUGAGCCAGAAACCACCAAUCCGCCUCGAUCCAAAAGCUGCCCUAAGCUUCCAUCCUGGAGUCCAAACCACAAAGGUGCAGUGCUAUGGGCGCCUUCGCCUGUGUUGGCUCACAGGCCGCGGCCCCCGGCAGCGCCUGCACCAAGCGGAACUUCGUUGCGACAGGCAUUGGCAGACAGCCCGAGACCCCAACGAAAGCCCCAGGUUCGCCUUGGCGCACCAUACCUCAAAGCGAUUCAGGACUUUGCAGAGCAGCAUCGGCACCGAGCUUGCGAAGUGCUUGGCCCCCAUGCCGGAGCGGAGAUCGCUGCUCUGGGAGGUGCUCAGGCGGAUAUUCCACAGCCGGAGGACUUGGAAGAUGCGGAGAUGGAGCGCUGCGAGCCCAGCGACAAAGAGAUGGAAGAGAAUCUCAGAUCAAGAAGGCGGCGGAAAGGAAGUUCACUACAGCUUCUACCCCCAGCACAACAAGGUUGGGAGUUGUUCUUGGACACUGGACAGGCCACCCAGUGGUGCCUCCGCACCUUCGUCAAAACCACCCUCAAGACCUUCCACCCGAACCAGCUCCAGAGGCAAGGCCCACCAGAGGGUGCUGAGGAUUCCGGGAAGGCUUCAGAAUUGUCGCGCGGGAACAAGGUGCUUCACAAUGUGUUCUCGGAUGAGGAGUGCGAUCAACUGGUAGCUGCAAGUGAGGCUAUGGGGUACACAGAGGAUGCGCCUGUCUCACUGGGUCGCCACAUCCGCCAAAAUGAGAACUGUGUUUGGAUUGCAGAUACAGAAAUGACUGAAGAAGCGUUCCAACGUUGCUUAGCAUUUUUGCCCAACGGCACGAGCAAAGAGAAAGGCCCAAUUGGUUUGAAUGCCAGGUGGCGUUUCUACAAGUACAAUGCCGGAGAUAUCUUUCGGCCACACACUGAUGGGUCCUGGCCUGGAAGUGGGAUCGCCGAUGGCCGUUUGGUCCAUGAUAUGUUCGGCGAUCGUUGGUCAAUGCUCACCUGGGUCCUGUAUUUGAAUGACGACUUUGAAGGCGGCGGCACGCGCUUUAUGCUUCCAGAUGGUGUAUUCAACCAAUACACUGUUCACCAAGUUCCAGCGACCCGCGGAUCUGUCCUAUGCUUCUAUCAUGGGGAGCAUCCCUUAAGUCCUUUGCAUGAAGGGGAGAUGGUCACCGUUGGCACCAAGUACAUUGUCAGAUCUGAUGUCCUAUACAAGCUCUGA
Molecule: messenger RNA, 2439 nt
Organism: Cladocopium goreaui
Lineage: Eukaryota; Dinophyceae; Suessiales; Symbiodiniaceae
Source: the annotation of a GenBank genome assembly